ACUUGCGAAAACUCAGCAAAGCUCGCAUGAAGUGGCUCCUCAUCUGCGCGCUGGCGGCGCUGCUCCCGGCGAUCGAGGCCUACUGCCCCAACGGCUGCAACGCCCAAGGCACGUGCGGUGCCAACGACAAGUGCACGUGCUACCUCCGUAACGACGAGCUGAACGACCAAACGCAGCCCAUGUUUACGGGCGCCGACUGCUCGCGCCGGACGUGCUCGCGCGGGAAAGCCUUUGUCGACAUCCCGACCGCCAACGAAGCCGCGCACCAGCUCGUCGAGUGCUCGAACCGCGGCCUCUGCGACUACGCGUCAGGCGUCUGCCAGUGCUUUCCCGGCUUUGAAGGCAAGGCGUGCGAGCGCAUGAGCUGCCCGAACGACUGCAACCAUCACGGCGUCUGUCUCUCGAUCAAGAGUAUCGUCGCGGCGGGGGGCGGGACGUACACGACCGCGUGGGACGCCGAGAAGUCGUAUGGCUGCUUGUGCGACCAAGGCUACCGCGGCCCCGACUGCUCGCUCAAGGAAUGCCCGAGCGCGGCCGAUGUCCUCCUCGGGUACGGCGCCACCGAAGGCCGCGACUGCGGUGGCCGCGGGACGUGCGACUACGUCACGGGCGACUGCCAGUGCUUUCCAGGCUACUAUGGCACCACGUGCGGCUUCCAGAGCACGGUGCACUAACCGAGGAUGCUUCUUGUACACACCGCCCGCCUCGUCUAGUGUCCUCUCGAUAUAUACACUUCAUCAAUAAAUCCACGGACCCUCCAUGCCAA
Molecule: messenger RNA, 766 nt
Organism: Saprolegnia parasitica CBS 223.65
Lineage: Eukaryota; Oomycota; Saprolegniomycetes; Saprolegniales; Saprolegniaceae
Exons: 1
Coding region: 27-674 (215 amino acids)
Source: RefSeq, a predicted model, not a curated record